This is a messenger RNA of Cyanistes caeruleus (blue tit), 1781 nucleotides long. Lineage: Eukaryota; Metazoa; Chordata; Aves; Passeriformes; Paridae. The record is from RefSeq and is a predicted model, not a curated record.
CAUGUCAUUGUUGGAGAGGAGAGGUGGAAGGAGUGAACAAAGAGGUGGGGAGCUGGGUCUGAGGGCAGAAGAGAUGCUGGAGGUGUUGGCAGAGAGCUCUGGGCAGGGCUGUGCAGCUGCAAACCCCUCUGUUUUCAGCUGGGGCUGGUUUGGUGCAGACCCUCCUGGAGCAGUGGGGUGGGGGGACCCCUCCAGCUUCAGGGUGGAGCAGCAGCAGGUGCCACCUCUGCUUCCCUUUGCAGAGUUCUCACCCACGCACGUCAGCGAAGGACCGACCACCAGGACCCUCACGGCCUCGGUACAGGACGGGGAAAGUGACGGCAGCAUCCGCCUGGUGAGCGGCCCCGACACCUGCCAGGGCCGGGUGGAGAUCUUCUACCGCGGGAACUGGGGCACCGUCUGCGAUGAUGACUGGGGCCUGAGCGACGCCAGCGUGGUCUGCAAGCAGCUGGGCUGUGGGCAAGCCCUGGAUUACAAGAGCAAUGCCUACUUUGGCUAUGGAACAGGACGUAUCCUCCUGGACAACGUCAACUGCGACGGCAGCGAGCCCUUCCUGUCUGCCUGCUACAGCCUCGGCUGGGGCAUCCAUAACUGCGGCCACCACGAGGAUGCUGGGGUCAUCUGCACAGGGCUGGACACAUCCACCAUCACAUCAUUCACCACCUCGGUAGCCCUGGACUCCGAGGAGACGCUCACAGCCACGGCCACAGCAGUGACAGACAGCAGGGACCAGCCCUCCCAGGCCACCGAGGUGGUCACCACCACGCUCCCGACCAUGGAGCAGGAAAGUGGCGGCUUGCGGCUGGCGAACGGGAACGGGAGCUGCCGCGGGCGGGUGGAGGUGCGGCACCGCGGCACCUGGGGCACCGUCUGCGACGACGACUGGGACUUCCCCGACGCCCAGGUGGUUUGCCGGCAGCUGGGCUGCGGCACCGCCCUCGCCGCCACCGUGCUCGGCUCCUUCGGCUACGGCAGCGGGCCCGUGCUGCUGGAUAACGUGGGAUGCGGCGGCGGCGAGGCGCGCCUGGCCGACUGCUUCCACCUGGGAUGGGGACAGCACAACUGCGGCCACCACGAGGACGCCGGGGUCAUCUGCCGAGGUGCUGAUGACGCUGAAGACCAUUUCCAAGAAGCCACUGCUACAACCACCACCUUGGCCCUGACUCGUCCCAAGGAGGGGUCCCUGCGCCUGGUGAACGGCAGCCACCGCUGCGAGGGGCGCGUGGAGAUGUUCUACCUGUCCCAGUGGGGCACGGUGUGCGACGACGCCUGGGACCUGCGGGACGCCAGGGUGGUGUGCAGGCAGCUGGGCUGUGGCCACGCCGUGGCAGCCUGGGGGGAGGCACGCUACGGCCAAGGCACCGGCUACAUCUUCCUCGACAACCUCAAGUGCAAGGGCCACGAGCCCUCGCUGCUGCGCUGCUCCCACAUCCGCUGGGACGUGCACAACUGCGACCACUCCGAGGAUGCCGGUGCUGUCUGUGACAUCCUAUGACCCUCCCGCAGCUCAGGUGGAAAGACCCAGCCUGCAGCUCCAGUCACCUUCACCACCAAGUGUUUGAUUCCUACUGGGACACUGGGAAAAUGAUCUCCGUGUUCUCAUGGAUGGGGUUCAAGGGUGGGGAGGGGCUCCUGCAGUGGCACAAAACUCACUCCUCUGUGCAAUUCUUUUGUUGAUAAGGGACUGUGCAUAUUCCUGGGUUGGGUUUUUUUUGGUUUUCACUUUUUUUUUUCUUAUAUGUGUUUGGGUUUGUUUUUGUGAAUAUAUAAAAGCCCUUUGA